Molecule: messenger RNA, 539 nt
Organism: Oppiella nova
Lineage: Eukaryota; Metazoa; Arthropoda; Arachnida; Sarcoptiformes; Oppiidae
Source: the annotation of a GenBank genome assembly
UUACCAUUCUGUGUAUCGAUUUGGGCACAGAUAUGGUUCCCGCGAUUUCAUUGGCUUACGAGAAGGCAGAGAGCGAUAUAAUGAAGCGAAAGCCCAGAGACGCCAAGAAUGACAAAUUGGUGAACGAAAGGCUGAUAUCCAUGUCUUACGGACAGAUAGGUAUGAUGCAGGCCAGCGCCGGCUUCUUCACCUACUUUGUCAUUAUGGGUGAGAAUGGCUUUAUGAUGAAGGACUUGAUUGGUAUCCGACAGCAGUGGGACUCGAAAGCUGUGAACGACGUGAGAGACUCGUACGGCCAGGAAUGGACGUAUAAUGAUAGAAAAGUGUUGGAAUUCACAUGUCAUACGGCUUUCUUCAUAUCGAUUGUGAUCGUCCAAUGGGCUGACCUCAUCAUCUGUAAGACCCGACGCAACUCAUUAGUACACCAGGGAAUGGAUAAUCAUGUGCUCAACUUUGGGCUCUUAUUCGAGACGGUGUUGGCCGCUAUCUUGUCGUACGGGCCCGGUAUGGAUAAAGCGCUCAGAAUGUAUCCAAUGAAG